Molecule: messenger RNA, 1089 nt
Organism: Gossypium arboreum
Lineage: Eukaryota; Viridiplantae; Streptophyta; Magnoliopsida; Malvales; Malvaceae
Exons: 5
Coding region: 1-1089 (362 amino acids)
Source: RefSeq, a predicted model, not a curated record
AUGGAUGAUUUGGAUUUUACCUCUGAACAGAAACUAAAGGGGGUUGUUUCUCUGUUUCGUUGCGAAGCAUAUCAGUGGUGGCUGAUGGUUAAGGAGGGCACUCAGCCCGACCGAUUGACUUGGGAUUACUUUAAAAUGGCUUUCCAGAGUAAGUAUGUGGGGGCCAGUCACAUUGACGCGAGGAGGCGGGAGUUCCUUAAUCUUACCCAAGAGGACCGUACAGUGGCCGAGUAUAAGGCUGAAUUUCUAAGAUUGAGCUGGUAUGCAGGAGGAGAAGAUCGCCAAGAGCUUAAGCGCAUUGAGUGCCAAAACCGAGAGAAAGGAAAGAAUAAGAGGGAAUUGAGGCCCUCGAGUUCUGGGAUGAGGCCUAAGAAAAUGGCCAGAGUUGAUGGGCUAGUUAGAGUUGGGCCUCCUGUUGCACCUACUGGGGUGGUGCUUUGUGGAUGUGGCUCUACUAAGCAUCGUGUCAGAGAUUGUUCACUGAAAACUGAUCAGAUGCAAGCUACGGGUAUUGGUACUACACAGCCACUGAGAGUAGUUCAACAGCCACCUAGGGACCGAGGUCAGGCUAGGGGUGGUAACGGCAUGGGCCGAGGACAGAGAGCACUGGGUAGAAGUGCUGGACUGACUGAGGUGAGGCAGCCUGCUUUGGUCUAUGCUACUCGUUGUCGUAAGGACAGAGAUGCUCCGGACGUCAUCACAGACAUAGGCUCUACAGACUCAUAUGUAGCUUAUUCUGUGUCUGAGACCUUGAGGAUUCUGGUUAAGAGUACUGAUAGUGAGGUAACUGUGUUAAGUUCUUUGGGGCAAUCUGUCCAAGUUAGUAGAUUGUAUAAAGAUGUUCCGCUAGAGGUCCAAGGGGCAGCAUUUUUGGCUGAUGUGAGUCUGGAUUGUGCAACGAAAAGGGUUGUCUUGAGGAUCGAGGAGGACAACAAGGUAAUUGUGAUUGGGGAACGACGUAACUAUCUGAAAAAUGUGAUUUCUGUAUUGGUAGCGGAAAAGUUAGUAAGAAAAGGGUGUGAGGCAUUCUUGGCCUACGUUAGUAUUUCUGGUUCUGAGACUCUUCGGCUAAGGAUAUCAGAACUGUGA